This is a messenger RNA of Marasmius oreades (fairy-ring Marasmius), 1047 nucleotides long. RefSeq lists its product as uncharacterized. Lineage: Eukaryota; Fungi; Basidiomycota; Agaricomycetes; Agaricales; Marasmiaceae. The record is from RefSeq and is a predicted model, not a curated record. The transcript has a single exon. The coding region runs from base 1 to 1047 and encodes 348 amino acids.
AUGCCCGUCUCCCCAAUCUCCACUUCCAACACCCUCACCUUGACUGCAACACUUACUCAAUUGAUUGAGUACUUGACCGCUCCCCUUCAUGCUUCAUACCCACGUUCCACCGUCGCGGCUGCGAAGGUUAUCCUUCAAACCCACUUCUUCUCUUUAAUUACCUCCGGAACAGUGGCACCGUUCAGCAUGAUCCUAUCUUCUACUUUCCUGCCUCCAGCACCCAUUUUGGCUGCUUGCAUAGCAUCUGGUGGUACCCUUUUGUGGGUCGAUUGGCUAUGCUCACUUUCCGGCGGCCAAAACGUUUUUAUCUUCGUCAUGGAAGGGUGCUUGCAGGCUCGCAUUGGAGAUGAGGGCGAUCUCUCCACUAUUUGGUCAGCGCCUUCCGAUGAACCCACCCAAGUUCUUUCGAUUUCCAAGACGGUCGUGAAGAAGGAACAACAAGGGGGUGGAGCUUCCUCCAUGACGCAGAAAUUGAACCAGUUGUUAGACUCCGUUCGUGCCAGAAGGGCAGAACCUGCACCUAUCCGGAUCCCUACUUUGUUGUCACCCAGUCCAUCAGAGGAUGAUUCGGAUUCCGAGUCUGACACCGACUCGACUGCGUCGUUCUCAUUCUCUGCUACCUCUUCGGAUGCUGAGACGUUGGUUUCGUCCCCUGCCACCCCGGAGAGUGGGAAACUUGGCCUUCCGGUUGUCGUUGAAGGUCUUGACGACGACUCCAAGCCCAUCCCUGCCUACCGUCUUCCUUCCUCCCGCACCCAAUUGCAACGUCAUGCUGUUCUUGACCGGUCGAAGAAGGAAGUCACUCGUUAUAUGUACCAGGGUGGACAGACUGGUGUCAUUACUGGUGGGGUGAUGCUUGGUGGUGGGAGCUGUGAAGCAAAGACUCAAAUGACCAAAUCUCGACCGUUCACACCAAAGAAAGCAGCUGCAGCUGGCGGUGCACCUCGCCGCUUUUCUCCUAGAUUAACUCAACGAAAGACCAACGUAAUGCUGGGUCCUGAUAAUGAUGACAACUGGCGCCGUGGCAGUCCACGAGUUUCCGCUUAA